Messenger RNA from Annulohypoxylon truncatum, 1719 nucleotides. RefSeq lists its product as uncharacterized. Lineage: Eukaryota; Fungi; Ascomycota; Sordariomycetes; Xylariales; Hypoxylaceae. The coding region runs from base 1 to 1719 and encodes 572 amino acids. The transcript has a single exon. The record is from RefSeq and is a predicted model, not a curated record.
AUGUUUUCCCCUUCGUGGUCUAUUCUCAACCUUAGACUUCCCAAUAACGAAGACCAGAAAAUCAUAUUCGUCUUCCACGGGGAUAUUGCUGAUCGCUCCAAGUUUACGCCAUCACCGUUGCCAGUUUGCUUAUUCUUGGGCCACGGAGCACGAACAUGGCGUAGUGACUCCCCGCCGCCAGUAAACGACCUGAGUCCAAACUUUAUACAGUUUGCGGGUUCAGCGGUGAGGGCUCGGCAUCGGACCCAGAAUCCCAAUAAUCGGAAUCCCGAUUUCAAUCCCAACUUCCUUCAGGUUCCAAAGUUGGGAUAUCUCAUUCGCACACAACCUAUCAUUCGGGCCUUGAAAUCUGCGUUCAACUUCGUCCGAACGAACUUUAUCGACGUUCUGUCUAUCAUAACGCAGGUCUUCGUUGGUGCUACCCUGCUUAUGAUAGUGACAGUAUUUAUCUCACCGGCAUUCCUAUACAAAUUACGCGGUGCAUUCAAUGGACCCAAGGUAACCCCAAUCCCUUCCGAACCUAUCGUAGUUUCGUCUUCCAGCGGAUCUAACACAGCUUCGGUCAUCUCUUCACAACAUACCACAGUCCAAGUUCCUGGUGGACCAGAAGUGGAUUUAGUCAUCUCCUCUGAGACUGACACAAUCCCACUCUCUGGUGAGCCUGAAGUAGCUCCAGUCCAUUCAUCUGAUGCAACUAUAGUCAGCCCUGAGCCUGUCGCGGCUCCUAUCCAACCCAGUGGCUAUACUCUCGUCCGGACCAUCCCCAUAUGUCGAGACCUACGAGAACUGAUAUCUAGCCACCAUACCAUUCUGCAUGAAAACUGGGCCUACAUGCAUGGAGGGUUUGUAGUGGAUAUAGAGAAUCUUAUCGCGGACCUGAAAAGGUACAUCGCUCCCUCAGAUACGGACGAACCGGCGGCCGUGGACAUCUUAUAUCAGUUAAGCAGCAUCGAAGAGACUCUUAAAACUCAUCGAGACAUCCAGAAACGGUGGGAAGACGAGGUGCUGACCAACUGGAUAAACUUAGGAACGUGGUGGAGUUGGGACGACCCGGACUUCAACCCCGAGGCCUACCUUGAUGCGAAAAUCCCGCCCAACGCCGCGACUUUGGCCCAGGGUAUCUUCGAGACUAUCGUUACGCCUCGCAACGCCCGCAUACAUCGCAUAGUAGACGAGGUCGUGUGUUCAGGGUACCAAGGACAGGUCCCCUGGCACGGCAUGGUCACGCACUAUUCCAAUGCUAGGUACAGCCUGGCUUCUCUGGACUCUCAGCUACUAUUGCUAGAAAGACUCGUAGCUGAUAUGAAACCGCGAGUUACGCUCACCGGGAAUAUGGGCCGAUACACGGAGAGCGUCCUACGCACCGUCGGAGACGCUCGCCAGGCUGCUUCUCUCGGGAUGAAUGCCGCGCUCGCCAUGAACGAGGGCAUGGCGACGAUGUGCGAGAAGAUGAAAAAUUCGGCGGAGAGCAAUUGGCGUUUAAGUGCGCGGGAUAAUGAGAAGCUGGUUAGAGAUUACCUACAAGGCGAUGCGGACCCCGUGGAAGUGGAGCACGGAUUUCUGCAGUGGAUCGGGUGGAAGCCUGAACAGCCGCAUCCUGUUACUAGGGACGGAGAGAAAAUAGCGGCUCUAUGGCUCACGAGCGAGACAAACGAUAAGGCAGCCGAUGACAUGGCGGAGGCUGUGUUGGUUGUCUGGAACACGACGAAAACGGGCUGA